Molecule: messenger RNA, 2322 nt
Organism: Megalopta genalis
Lineage: Eukaryota; Metazoa; Arthropoda; Insecta; Hymenoptera; Halictidae
Product: UBX domain-containing protein 4
Biological process (GO): ERAD pathway
Cellular component (GO): endoplasmic reticulum
Molecular function (GO): protein binding
Source: RefSeq, a predicted model, not a curated record
UUGAGCAGAUUUUGAAACGUCAAGUUCCACAAAAAAUUUCUAGUGAUUAAACUGCUUUUUCAUUACGUCAUUAUCAACUGAUAUUAGAAAAGUACAUAAAUAUUACAGAACUUUUUGAAAAAAAACAUGAAGUGGUUCGAAGGUAGUAUUAACGAGGCUGUGGCAACAUCGAAAUCCAGGAAAGCGAUUUUCGUCGUUUUUGUGGAAGGCAAGGAUGACACAUCUGUGGAAGUUGCUGCAGCAAUCAAUGACACACAGGUUUCUUCCAAAUUGGAACAGGAUGACUUUGUAGCAAUUCGUUUGGAGAGUGGAACUGAAAACUGCAGACAUUUUGCCCAGAUUUAUCAAUUGGUGCCUGUACCAUCUGUAUUCUUUAUUGGUACGAAUGGCUCACCAUUGGAGAUUGUUGCUGGCACAACAACAGCCAAUGACUUACAAACAAAGAUUGAAACAGUCCUAACUAAAGCAGGAAAAAAUAAAACUUCUAAUUUGUCCUCUAGUUUGAUAGAUGCUGAGAAAAAGGCCACUGCUAGCGGCAUUACUAUUAAUACUCCUAGUACAAGUUCUAAACCUGCUACAAAUUUAGAAUGUGAUAGCACAAUAAAUUCCAAUACGGAUGUGUCCUUGAAACAGGAAACGGUAGAAACAAAAGUUGCUGAAGAAACAAAAGCAACAAAAGUAGAAAACGAGAGUAGCAAUGUGGCAACAGAAAAUGCAAAUGUGGAAUCAUCUACUGUUGACAAAUCCAAGAAUGUUCCAUCAGAAACCAGCGAGCCACAGGAAGCAAGCACCAAAACAUUAGCAGCAGAGGAAAAUGUGAAGAAAGCAUCACCGGUGAUAGAUAUACAACCAAGAAAUCUGGUUCAGGACGAAGAGAGGAAGGAAAAGCUGCGAGAAUUAGAGUGCCGCAAGGAUUUCGAAAUGAGACAAGCCCGCGAAGAAAGGUUACGAGAGAAAGCACAAGACGCGGCAGCUCGGGAGAAAGUCCGACAACAAAUCGCUCAGGACAAAUUAGAACGGAAACAGAAAGAACGCGAUAUGCAGCAACAGAUGCAGAAGCAACCGGACCAGGAAGCAUCGAAACCAGUCGCGUCGGUUGCAAGCAAAGCAACCGUGACUAGAAUUCAGUUCAGACUGCCAUCCGGUAAUCCUCAUAUGGGACAAUUCGAAUCGUCGGAUACUUUGCGCGAUUUGCGUAACUAUGUUAUCCAGAACAUUGAUUUGCCUUUCCAUCAGUUCGCGAUGUCGAUCUCGUUCCCCAGAAGAGAAUUAACGGCUGAGGAGAACGAUAAGACCCUUUUGGAACUGGAACUGGUCCCUACAGCCGUUGUUUUAAUCCUACCGUUGAAAAAUUCCGGUGCAACGACGGCCGUAACAUCGACGCAAGACGUUGGUUUCUUUUCACGAAUCAUGUGGACUGUUUUCGCGCCUAUCAUGCACGUUUACAAUUAUCUGAUGGGUUACUUCUCGGGUGGUAAUCAAAGCAGACAGAGACCAGGCAGCCCCGAAAACAACGACACGGCGGAAAGUUCCGACGGUACUUUCAUGCCGAACCUUCAAAAUGUUGCCAACUCGUCCGGUUUGGUCAGAAGAUAUUUGGGUGAUCAAGGGGGGACAACCAUCAAAACGGAGGGGAAUAUACAUAGACUACAUUCAGGUGGGGAUGAUAAUGAUGAGAAUAACACAUGGAACGGUAACUCGACGCAACAAAUGUAGCUUCUUCUAUCAUCGAGCGUUUCAAGUUCCAGUGGGUUCAGUUGGUUCAUUAAUUAGAAUGUCCAACAGGUUUAAUUAAAAAUAUAUUUUGUUAAUCUUUUACACUUUCUCCUCGAUCCCCCCCCAUUCUUUGCACCAUAAAUCUAAUAUUUCCACGGCUACGAUCACGGUAGCACAGAGCAAUGAAACUUGUUCUCGAUUCACGUGAAACAUUCUCUCGAGAAAUAUUUGGUGCUUCACCCAUCGUUAAAGCUCUAUUAAUUUAUUAUUCUAAUCGCAAGUAAUAGGCGGACCAAACACAGUUGUCCGGUUGCGUUGCGACUGGUGCAUCGCUUCACGACAUUUACGCAUACGUAUAUCCCUAUAAUGAUAGUACGAGUGUCAAAGUGUCUCAAAGAUUUUUAAUUUAUCUCUCACGAUUCUCUUUAAACAAAUUAUGUUAUUAAUCUACUCUAACUAACGACGCAACUAUGCGUUCACGGAUGGUAACACGGAUACGCGUUAAGCAUAGUAACUACAUUAUGUUUUAUUGUAUGAUCGAAGGCAAGAUGCACUAAUUAGAGGGCCUUUAUUCUGUUAAUAUAUAAAUAAAGAUAUACAAAUCAA